AUGGCAGGCCGAGGGAAUGAUAGUGAUGAUCUGUCAGCACGCGGAAAUGAGUCUAAUCAGUCUGCAUCAUCUCAGGAGUGCCAACUACUGCCACCUGAUGAGCUAUGUUUCAAAAACACCGAGUUCACCCAGACGUGUAAGAUACAGAGCAAGUGCUAUGUGACCGAGACGGUGAAGAUCCUGAAGAAGGCUAGGUUUAAGCCCGAGCGGGAGUGGUUUGAAAACCACCAUCAGUUUUGCCAUUUUUUCCACAUGCCCGAUGAACCAAACUUGAAGCUGCAGGGUAUGUGGAUGCUUCUACUGCGCACUGUUCCUUUACACGAGUCAGAGGACACAUCUUGGUUUUCUGUUAAUGGAGUGCCCAUUCGGUAUUCAAUGAGAGAGCAUGCUCUCAUCUCGGGAUUAGACUGCCAUGACUACCCGGCUAAGUAUAAGAAGAUUGGAAGCUUUGCGUUUGUAGACAGGCAUUUCAAUUCACAUAAGGAGAUCACGAUGAUAUCUGUGAGAGAGAAGUUGUUGAGUUUGAGUGCGUGUGGGGAUCGACUCAGGAUGGCGGUGAUUUACUUCUUAGGCACGAUUAUCAUAGCGAAGGGAAGGUAUAAUGCCCCUUUUGACCCUUUCAUAUUAAGAAUCGUCAACGCUGUGGAGGUUUGUAAAACCUUUCCUUGGGGUCGGUUGACGUUUGAAAAUGCUCUCCGGUCCAUCACUCGCGUGAUGAAGCAUUUGAAAGGGAAACCUAAAAAUAAUGUCAACUUUCCCGGGUUCAUAAUUCCUUUGGAGAUCCUGGCAUGUGAGUGUAUUCCAGCUCUGAAAGCACGAUUUAGAGAAGGUGUAGAUGGCUGUAUGAGUAAUUGUCCGAGGAUGUGUAAAAAGCGGUUCCAAAGUAACAGCAUGAAAGGUUAUCCUCUUGAGGAUUUGUACGACACAGUUGGAGAAAUUAAGGUUAUUGAUAGUGUUCUUGUUCCUACUGUUGAUGAGGAACCUCUCAUGGCACGCAUAAUGGAUGGGGAGACAGACUAUGAAAAUGAAGAAGGCGUGAGUAAUUUGUGGAGCAUAUGGUUGUUGACUGUUACGGAGAAGCCUAUCUUUUGGCAAGAACUCUAUGAGUUAGAUGUGGCUGCAAGGAAGUUUUCUCAGAAGAAAGACAAAAGGAAAGUGCAUGAAGAAGCAUCCUCCUCUAAUACGAGUUUAGAGAACGCCAAAAAGGUGGAGACAUUGGACGGGAGGAUUGAUGGCAUUGAGAAAGAAAUGAAGGAAAUGAAAGAGAAGGAAGAGGAUAACGAGAACAAUGACGGUUUCGACUACCAAAGCAUGGAUUAUGACUGGGGUGGGCAGCAGAAUGACAGCAAUGGAGUGGACGCAACAACCAAAGAACCUGAAGAUGCAGAUAUGGUUGAAAAUACAGAGGUGGUAGAAGAGAAAGAGAGUGAAAAAGAGGCUCAGAAGGACGAUAGAGGUUCUGAGGAAGAGACAUAA
Brassica oleracea var. oleracea is the source of this 1476-nucleotide messenger RNA. RefSeq lists its product as uncharacterized. The transcript is spliced from 6 exons. Lineage: Eukaryota; Viridiplantae; Streptophyta; Magnoliopsida; Brassicales; Brassicaceae. Bases 1 to 1476 code for a protein of 491 amino acids. The record is from RefSeq and is a predicted model, not a curated record.